AUGUUUUUAUUAAAAUUAAAUAAAAUAUAUUUAUUUAUUAAUUAUUUAGUUAUUCAAUUUUUGUUUUUUGUUUCAUCAGAUAUAAAUACUCCACCAGAAUUGGAAUGUUUGGAAACUGGAAUGAGACUUCAUUUUAUUCCAAAUUUAGAAGAAGGAGGGGGGGAAGAGGAAGGAGGAGGGGAAGAAUCUUCUUCUUUACCUUUUAGUGGGCAUGUUUAUUUACGAGGAUUUUUCUUUUCAAGUCAUUGCCAUGUUGAUUAUAGUAAACAACCAAUUAACCAACCAUUUUAUUUACAUAUUCCAUAUAAAAGUGAUUGCCAAAUUAAAAGAGAAAGAAAAUUAUUAUUAAAUAAUACUCGAGAAAAUGAAGAAAAUAAUUCUGGAAUUACUUAUAGUACUGUUGUAAUUGUUCAACAUCACCAUCUUUUUGUAACUAAUCGAGACAAAGCAUAUAGUGUUACUUAUGCCCCUUUAUGUCAAUAUGAAGUACUUAGAUUAUUAAAUGGAAAUAAUGAAUCUUUAGAUAAAGAAGAAUCUGUUCGUUUUGCAAAUAUUGGAGAACAAUUAACACAUAAAUGGAGUUGUGAAAGUGAGGAAUUGGGUAUGUUAGUGCAUUCUUGUACUGUUAGAGAUGGAAAUGGACAUAGUUUUCAAUUAAUAGACCAACGUGGUUGUGUAACAGAUAAUUCAUUAAUGCCCUCAUUAAUUUAUUCUUCUCAAUUAAAUUCUUCUUUUACUUUAAUUAAUGCUUUUAAAUUUGCUGAUCAAAUGUCUAUAUUUUUUCGUUGCCAAAUAACUUUAUGUGAUAAAAGACAAAAUGGAUGCGAAGGAAUUACUCCUCCUUCCUGUCAAUUUAUUCCUUUACCUUCAAAUGGGGGCCCUCCUCUUCCAAUUAUUGAAUCUUCUCGUGAUACUCAAAAUCAAAAUAUUUUAAUUAAAUAUAAAAAUCAACAAAAUAACAAAAUAUUACCAUUAAUUAAAUGUUGUAAAUUAAAUGAAGAAAAUGGUUUAUGGAUUCCUUUAAUUAAUAUUGGAAAUGGGAGGAAAGAAAGGAAUAAAAGGAAUUUAGAAACAAAAAAUAAAAGAGAAGAAAAUAAACAGAAAAUUGGUUAG
Molecule: messenger RNA, 1113 nt
Organism: Meloidogyne enterolobii
Lineage: Eukaryota; Metazoa; Nematoda; Chromadorea; Rhabditida; Meloidogynidae
Source: the annotation of a GenBank genome assembly